Pocillopora verrucosa is the source of this 600-nucleotide messenger RNA. The record is from RefSeq and is a predicted model, not a curated record. NCBI's taxonomy places the organism in Eukaryota, Metazoa, Cnidaria, Anthozoa, Scleractinia, Pocilloporidae.
AUGAUAACGUUGAUGAUUAAUUACGCUGAACGAUUCAAACUCAAAGACUCAAAGAAAGAUUUAGCCGGCGAUGAAGCCUUAGACGAAGUAAAUAAACACAUCAAAGAAGCUUUCGACAUUCUGAAGCGUGAGACGAACAAGCUUCGCAAGGAAAGAAAUGCGUUUGAAGAGGUGGCAAAGAAGCUCGAACAUGUUCAUUUCUCGACCAUGCUGAAACUUAACGUCGGUGGCCAUUUUUUCUCCACAAGGUUGGCGACUAUGACUAAAGAUCCAGGUUCCAUGUUACAUACCAUGUUUUCAGGCAGAUUUGACACAAAACCUGGCGAGGAUGGAUCUUACUUCAUCGACCCAGACGGAACACACUUCCGACAUAUCUUAAAUUAUCUUCGCACUGGGAAACUCGUCUUACCGGACGAUAAAGUCGUUCGCAAGGAGUUGUUAAGCGAGGCGGAAUUCUAUCGAAUCGAUGGGAUACUCAAUGAGUUGAAAGCAAAGCCGUUUAAAUGUAGUUUCGUAAGCGCGAUGCUAAUCGAAUAUCGUCCUCUUCUUACUCUAUGCCAAAAAUCGCUCGUAAUCUUUUUCUAUAUUCUUGGAGCAUAG